AUGUCAUACCGUGGUCCAAAUCAAUUUCAAAAUCAAUUUAAUGCUCCGCACCAACAACAAGCACCGCUGCAACAUUUUGGUGUUCCGCCUAGACAACCGCAUACUAUUGGUCCAAUAACUAGUUCCAAAUCACCUUUGGAGCAAUUUGAACACUAUAGUAAGAAAAUUGAAGAUUUAAUUGAUGAAAAAUUCAAGCCCUUGAAACCGUAUGUGCCAGCAAUUGGAAGGGCAUUCCUUGUUGCCACUUUUUAUGAAGAUACCAUGAGAAUUUUUUCACAAUGGAAUGAGCAGGUUUAUUAUUUGCACAAUUAUAGACACUAUUGGAGAUGGUUUACUGUUGUGUUUUUGUUUCAAAAUAUGUUGGUUAUGACUAUUGCUUCCACAAUGUUGAUUGCUAGAAAAAAAAUCAAUAUUGCCACCAUUGCUUUAAUUUGUGUUGUUAUUGCUCAAGGUGUUGUUUAUGGUUUGUUAUUUGACUCUCAAUUCAUUUUGAGAAAUUUGUCAGUUGUUGGUGGUUUAGUAUUGGCAUUUUCAGAUACGAUUGUUAGGGAUAAACGAUCAUUAAAUAUGCCUGGUUUACCAAUGUUGAAUAACCAAGAUAACAAGAAAUAUUUCUUAUUGGCAGGAAGAAUCUUGUUGGUGCUUUUGUUUUUGGGGUUUGUUUUCUCCUCCGAAUGGUCAUUGGGUAGAGUAUUGAUUAUUAUUGUUGGUAUUGCUUCUUGUGCUUCCAUAAUUGUUGGAUACAAGACUAAAUUUGCUGCUGCUGUAAUGUUAUCAUUGUUGUUUGUUUACAAUGUGGUUACUAACCAAUUUUGGAGUUAUGGAGCCCGUGAUGCCAGAAGAGAUUUCUUGAGAUAUGAAUUUUUCCAGGUCUUGUCAAUUGUUGGUGGAUUAUUGUUGGUUGUUAAUGCCGGUGCAGGUGAGUUUUCCAUUGAUGAAAAGAAGAAGAUCUAUUAG
Lodderomyces orthopsilosis Co 90-125 is the source of this 957-nucleotide messenger RNA. RefSeq names its product Erv29p (gene ERV29). Gene Ontology annotation, biological process: Golgi organization. The transcript has a single exon. Gene Ontology annotation, cellular component: endoplasmic reticulum; endoplasmic reticulum-Golgi intermediate compartment; membrane. The record is from RefSeq and is a predicted model, not a curated record. NCBI's taxonomy places the organism in Eukaryota, Fungi, Ascomycota, Pichiomycetes, Serinales, Debaryomycetaceae. The coding region runs from base 1 to 957 and encodes 318 amino acids.